Molecule: messenger RNA, 1039 nt
Organism: Nicrophorus vespilloides
Lineage: Eukaryota; Metazoa; Arthropoda; Insecta; Coleoptera; Silphidae
Product: peroxiredoxin-6-like
Exons: 4
Coding region: 147-905 (252 amino acids)
Biological process (GO): cellular oxidant detoxification; cell redox homeostasis
Cellular component (GO): cytosol; mitochondrion
Molecular function (GO): peroxiredoxin activity
Source: RefSeq, a predicted model, not a curated record
GCAUUGUUUUUCUUGCUAUCAAAUCAAAUAAAUAACAAAUGCUGAUGAUCAUUAUUCUUGAAUGAUUUGUUGAAAUUUGAGGCAGAAAUGGACUAUAUAAAUGUGGGGAAUUUCAUAUCUUCUCUUAAAUAAACUUGUUGGUAGCAAUGGCACUUUCAAACGUGACACCGGUGUUAUUCCAUCUGAUUUGUUUGCUAGCUCACGCAAUAUCUGCAGAAGAUUGCCCUAAAAUGUUGCUAUUGGGUACGGAAUUCCCGAACUUCACCGCAAACUCCACCGAAGGUGUCAUCAACCUACACGAAUAUCUGGGAGACUCAUGGGGAAUCCUAUUCGCUCAUCCCGCAGAUUUUACUCCAGUCUGUACAACGGAGUUGGCUCGCGUGGUCAAGCUUAUGCCGGAAUUCGAGAAACGCAAUGUUAAGGUCAUUGGUAUGUCUCCUGAUAAAGUGGAGAACCAUCAGAGCUGGGCCAAGGACAUUAAGAUGUACGCUGGCGUCUCGGAGGAUAGCUCCUUUCCGUACCCGAUAAUCGCAGAUGAGGACAGAAGCAUCUCCAUCAAACUGAACAUGAUUGAUAUGAUGGAGAAAAACAAGGAGGGAGUACCUUUGACCGCCCGUGGCGUAUUCAUCAUAUGCCCCAAGAAGUUAUUCAGAUUGAGCAUCUUGUAUCCAGCAACUACUGGCAGAAAUUUCAAUGAAAUCCUGAGAGUUGUUGAUUCACUUCAGAUGACAGAUAAACACCCAGUGGCCACUCCUGUAGAUUGGAAGGCUGGAGAAUCUGUGAUGAUUCAACCUAGUUUGCCUCAGGAGAAGGCCAAUGAGUUAUUUGCAGGUACUCACACUGUUACUCUGCCAUCUGGAAAACCUUAUAUGAGAAUGGCACCCCAACCUGCUAUUCCGAAUUAGUUGUUUGAAUCCAAUUCUCAGUUUGUUGCUACUUAUUGUUUCAAUGUACGUUAAUUUUCUAUUUUUAUAACGUAUUUUGCUGUUACUACUUAUUUAUGUCUAUUUCAACAUAAAUACAUAUAUUUAUCUCGUAA